AGCAGCCAACAUGGCGACUUCCACGGGACAAAACGGAAAAGCUGUUUCUACUUCAGAUGUGGAUCUGUUACUGCACCCUGAACUGUUGUCUCAAGACUUUAUGCAGCUAAUUUUAAGUGAGAAAAAUGUCAGUGCCAGAGACUGUGGGAGCAGGGACCGGCUCACAGAGCUGUACCUCCAGCAUGUCAUCCCGCUGCCGCAGAGGACGUUACCCAACAGCCGCUGGGGGAGGAAGAUGGAGAAGAGCCGAGGGAGGCGGACAGCUGACGGUCACGGCUCAGACAGCUCCAGCAACGACCACAAUAGGAAAAGGCCUCUGAUCGUCUUUGAUGGGACGUCUUCUUACUCCGGGCCCCUAAAAGUGAAGAAACCAGAGGGAACCACAGCAUCAGCAGGAAUCACUGACAGAUUAAAACCUCCUCCUGCUGCGAAUCUUUCCAACCCCAUCCGAAAACUGUCAGGCAACACUACUUCUUCCUCCUCCUCGUCUGGUCAUCGUAGCACAGACACGACAAACCUCAAACGAGAAGCAAACACCUCGGAUGAACUGAAGUCUCCAGAAGUGAAGAAAAAGAUCCAGCAUGUAACGUGGCCCUGACCUCUGACCCCUGUUCAUGCAGACCUGAUGGGAGCUCAGGCUCUGAUGGACAGUUCACUCCCCUUCCUAUCCCUGACCUUUUGGUGUCUUCUACCUUAGCUGUCUUUGUCACCGUUUUCCCAGUAAUUGAUUCGCAGAAAGAGGUGGAAGACUUUUUUUUUAGUUGUGUCUCAAGGCCUCCUCGCUCCUCUGGUUCAGUUCUGAGAACAGACACUAUGGGGAUGAUGCUCAGGAGAUCAUCCCGCUUUUAAAGUCAUGAGCUUCCCUGUUGCUCUCCACAACCUGAAGUGCCCUUACCAUCAACGAUCAGCAGCUCACAUCGACACAUGGCGACCUUCUAGAGGACAAAACGCUCGAGGCGACGUUUAUAGAAUCGUGGCUGUUUAUAUUGUGUUUCUGUGCAUGAGUUGGUUUCGGUAAAAAGGCCUCAGUUGAGUUGUGUUUUUUGAAACAGAUGCUAAGGAAUCUCAUACUGUGGUGGUGAUGGACACACCCAAGGCAGUGAGACAGUUCUGUGUUUCUGGUGUUUUGUGAAAGAAUAAAAAAACACAAAAUAUGCUGACCCUGAGAUUUUAGAAGUAGCGUGUACUCUAAAGUUUUUGAACCUGGUAAUUGGUGAAUAUUCAUACUUUGUGUUUUCCAUUCCACAGAUGUCUUGCUAUUUCAUAAGUUGUUCAGGGUUUUUAAAUAUAUGUCUGGUCUGAUAUUGCUCACAUGUUGCAUAACAUGGUAAUAAAUAUAUACAGCCUAAUCAUAUUCCAUUCAUGGUUUGCCAUUUUGUCACAAAGGAAGUGGAUAACUUACAUUUAUGUAUUUGAAUAUCACCUUUUAUUAUUUCUGAUUAAUGAAAGGAAAAUGAACUACACUAGAAUUGUCUUUUUGAAAUAUAUUUAUUGCUGUGGAUAAUUUGCAGUUAGUGUCUUUGAUAUAGACAUACUCAUCAAAAACACACAGGAAGAAGCAUUUUGAAUCAGUAUCAUGUUUGUACCAACAGUCUUUUAUAAAAUAAACUCUCAGUACACUGAA
Molecule: messenger RNA, 1624 nt
Organism: Stegastes partitus (bicolor damselfish)
Lineage: Eukaryota; Metazoa; Chordata; Actinopteri; Pomacentridae
Product: ashwin
Exons: 4
Coding region: 11-598 (195 amino acids)
Biological process (GO): embryonic morphogenesis
Cellular component (GO): tRNA-splicing ligase complex
Source: RefSeq, a predicted model, not a curated record